Molecule: messenger RNA, 1661 nt
Organism: Pocillopora verrucosa
Lineage: Eukaryota; Metazoa; Cnidaria; Anthozoa; Scleractinia; Pocilloporidae
Product: ectin
Source: RefSeq, a predicted model, not a curated record
ACAAGCGCUGGGGAGCGUGAAUCGUUGAGUCACGAUUGAUCGAGUUUGGUUUUGCAUUUGAUUUGUUGAAGUGGUGGGUUGAAAUCUCUAGAAAGCAAAGAUGAACAGCCUGUAUUGCAUCAGUUUUUUUCUCAUCGCUGUCCAAUUUUCCGCCCUCAAUGGCGCACCUCAACGUGGAUUAAGUUGGUCAGGUGUUCCCAUGAGCGUUUUCGUGGAGAAAAACGAUCCACAUUUCCCGGAGGACUUCAACUCCUUCGCUGACAGUGCAGAGUGUAAAGACGAAAGAGAUUGCAGUUGGAUCCCCAAUGAAUUAGCAAAGCGGCCAGGAGAAAAUUUAGACGAAUAUUGCUCGAAGCACAAGAACACGCCGGCAGUUAAACAAUGCCGCAAGACUUGUAAAUUCUGUAAAGCACCAGCCCCCGUUGAGUGUAAAGACGAAAGAGAUUGCAGUUGGAUCCCCAAAGAAUUAGCAAAGCGGCCAGGAGAAACUUUAGACGAAUACUGCUCGAAGCACAAGAACACGCCGGCAAUUAAACAGUGCCGUGACACUUGUAAAUUCUGCAAGGAACCAUCACCCGCUGGCGAAGAGCCAUCCCCCGCUGAGUGUAAAGACGAAAGAGAUUGCAGUUGGAUUCCCAAAGAAUUAGCAAAGCGGCCAGGAGAAACUUUAGACGAAUACUGCUCGAAGCACAAGAACACGCCGGCAGUUAAACAGUGCCGUAACACCUGUAAAUUCUGCAAAGCACCAUCACCCGCUGUCUGCGAAGACGAGCGCACCGACUGUUAUGCUCUUGUAGUCAAGACGGGAGGCGGACAGGCGCUUGAAAAUUAUUGCAAUCAAUGGAAGGCAGAGAAUGCAAUACAGCAAUGUCGUAGAACCUGCAACUUGUGUUCCAAGCCCCCUUCCCCACCCAUCGAACCAGAGACCAUGGCACCUCAGACAGAGCAGCCUACACCGGAGACCGCUGAACCAUCAGGUUCCAAGCCCCCUUCUCCACCCAUCGAACCAGAGACCAUGGCACCUCAGACAGAGCAGCCUACACCGGAGACCGCUGAACCAUCAGGUUUUCAGAAAGAUUGCUUAGAAGUGCACAACUGCUAUAGAGGUUUUCAUAACGCCCCUCCCCUUCGGUGGUCAGCGGAGCUAACGCGUGCGGCACAGGAAUGGGCUGACUACCUUGCAAGCCGUGAUGAAUUUGUUCACGAUCCAACUCUGAGGGCCAAGGGUCAGGGUGAGAACCUCUACUACAAGAGUCCUUCCAAGAGACUGUGCAAUUACGGUGAGUUCGGACCAGAAUGCCUGAGCUGCGGUGAGAUCGUGACGCGGUGGUACGACGAGGAAAUUGAUUAUGAUUACGCAACAGGGGAGACAAAGACACCAUUCGCUCCAAUAUUGCAUUUCACUCAGAUCGUUUGGAAAGCGACCAGAGAGGUGGGAAUGGCAACUGCUGUGGGACACGGCAAGCUGAUUGCGGUAGCGCGUUAUUCUCCCGCUGGAAAUACCAAAGGAUUGUUCCAGGAAAACGUCCAUCCUCCCCCCGAGGAAAUAUUGGAAGCUCCACAAAGGAUUUGUUUACCAAAGAUAGUUACCUGAGCUCAACUUAAAACUGAGCAACAACUUGAACGUUCAGUUACAGUAUUGCCAAGAGAUCAUUAUGGUA